Messenger RNA from Sphaeramia orbicularis (orbiculate cardinalfish), 2146 nucleotides. Its product is annotated as homer protein homolog 3-like. The record is from RefSeq and is a predicted model, not a curated record. Gene Ontology annotation, molecular function: G protein-coupled glutamate receptor binding. NCBI's taxonomy places the organism in Eukaryota, Metazoa, Chordata, Actinopteri, Kurtiformes, Apogonidae. Gene Ontology annotation, biological process: G protein-coupled glutamate receptor signaling pathway. Bases 429 to 1520 code for a protein of 363 amino acids. The transcript is spliced from 11 exons.
CUCCGCUCUGUCCGUGCACACACUCACAGCUGUGAGCAGAUCCAGCAGGUGGUACCCUACAGCCGGCUGCAGGAGCACCGACACACCGGCACACGGCUCACACUGAAGCCGAGCUACAGCUCACCGGCCCGGGCAUGGACGCACACAGCACCGCGGUCCCUCCAGCAGUUAUCCAGGUCAGCAGCUCCCCCAGCUCCGGACUGUGACUUCCAGGAGGGGGGGUUGGUUGGUGGGGAGGGGGGGGACCGCUGACACUUCCUUGCCGGCUGCGCAGGCUGUGAGCGGCGUCUUGCAGUGAAAGCAGCCCCCUGGAGAUAAAGCAUCUGGUUGCACAGACUCACAGAAAGAGAGACUGGAGCAGUAACUGCACAUUCUGUUCAUGAGGGUUUACAAGCGAAUGGGAAAAGAAGUCUCAGUCACCUUGUAAGAUGUUUCCUCACCACAGAGAAAGGGAGCAGCCGAUCUUCAGCGCCCGGGCCCAUGUUUUCCAGAUUGACCCCACCACCAAGAGGAACUGGAUCCCCGCCAGUAAACAUGCCGUCACUGUGUCCUUCUUCUACGACGCCACCCGCAACGUCUACCGCAUCAUCAGUGUGGGUGGGACCAAGGCGAUCAUCAACUGCACAGUCACACCCAGUAUGACGUUCACCAAGACGUCCCAGAAGUUUGGGCAGUGGGCCGACAGCAGGGCCAACACCGUCUACGGUCUGGGGUUUGCUACUGAGCAACAACUGCAUCAGUUCUCUGAGAAGUUUAAGGAGGUGAAAGAUGCAGCUCGACUGGCGAGAGAAAAGUCCCAGGACAAAGAACUGGCCAACACAGCGUUAACCAUCGCUGCUCCUCAGUUCUCUCAGGACCUCUCGGAUGAACUGCAGUCUCCACCGGUGAUGUGUGUGAACGGACCAGAGGACAAACUGUUCCGCAGCCAAAGCGCAGACAUCACCCUGUCUUCUGAGAAGGAGCGCAUUAAAAAGAUGCUCUCUGAAGGGUCUAUCUGUGAAAUGAACUUGGAGGCGGAGCUCUUCACUCUGCAGGACAGUAACACUAAACUGGUGGCGGCGUUACACGAGGCCAACGCUAACGUGGAACAGUGGAAGAAACAGCUGGCAGCCUAUCAGGAGGAGACGGACCGGCUCCGAGAACAGGUGGCUGAGUUGGAGGCCCAUGGAGGCCACGGCCCCAGUGACCUGCUGAAGGACGAGCUGACCCAGUCUCUGGAGGAGCUGGAGGCCCUGCUGAAGGCCAAAGAUGAGGAAAUCCACAUUUUGCAAAGCAAGAAAGCAGAGUACCAUGAGAUGGAGCAUCACAGAGAUGAGGCCAUACACAGAUUACGGGAGAUGGAGAUGCGUAACUCAGACUUGGAGAGGCGCAUCCAGAACACGGAGCAGAACCUGAGUAACUCUCUGGAGGAACGGGAUCGCAUGGACAAUGAGAUCCAGAGGGCCAUCGAGAUCCUGGACAUUAAGAUCUUUGACCUUAAUGACCUGCGUCAGAGUCUGGUUAAACUCAUCGACAAAUAAGACGGAGGGAAGCGGAAGCACAAACCCAGGAGAGAGAUGGAACAGAUGACAGGGUUCAGUUUGCAGAGCGGGAUAAACCAAUGAAACCAGGCCGAGCCGGUCCCUGUUAUCUUCAAGCACAAGUCCAGCUGGACUGCAGGAAGGUUCCCCCAUGUCUGUGCUGCAGUGCUGUGUGUGCAGUGUGGGCCUAAGCAGCAGCAUAUACAUGGUAGUGCUUGUCCCAUCUAAUGUAACGCUUCACGUUGCUUUAAGGGUAACAUUCAAUGCAAUAAACCAACUUUAAGGUAAGUGCUUAACAAUGCUAGACGUUUACUAUUGAGAACUGGUGCUUGUAGUUUUUCAUAAGUAUGACUUUUGUAUAAAAACAGCAAUGCAGUGUCAAUAUGGAUGAUAAGAGGCCUUUUUUUCAAGGGUUGAAAAGAGACGGAGAAUGCACUCACACAAAUAGACAGCCUGCAAACACAAGAAUUAUCCAGUACUGAAAUAACAGACCAAUUUCGACUAAAAAGAACUGAUUUGUUGCAUCACGUUGUUAUGUAGAGCCUUGUAGCUGCACAUGCACAAUGUAGCAGUAAUAAUGUCGAAUAUAUUACCGUUUUUUUGUGAUUGCUUACAUGCCAGUUGCA